AUGUCAUAUCGGCAUACCUUUUAUAAGGAAAAAGAGUUGGACUUUUUAAUCAUAGAUUCUGAAGGAAUGGGAUCUACGACAGCAAGAUAUAUCUUAAGACGUACAGAUUUCGAUAAAAAAAUGACGCUUCUUGGCCUUAUGUGUUCUCAAGUCCUAAUUGUUAAUACCAAAGGACUUACACGGGAUAUUUCAGAUACUUUGGAAGUUUCUUCAUAUCACCUAGAUGCACUAAAUAAUAGAGAUUUUAAUAAACCAAGGAUCAGCUUUGUUUUACGAGAUAUGAAAGAUGCGAAAGAAGCUCAACGUCCGGCAUUUCUUGACAUUCGUCAAAAUUUAAAAAAGAUGUUCAAAGAAAUUCCUGGUUGUUAUUAUGAUAUGGAUGAUUUUAUGAUCGUAGAAGAACGGGAUGUUCAUUUAUUAGAGAAUGCAUUUGCAUGUUCUUUUGAUGAUUUUUCAAAAUCUGCGACCAUUGAUGGUGAAAACUUUCAUUAUCCUGCCGAAACUUUUCCGUUAAAAAUAUCUAAACUUCGCAAAGAAUUACUUGAUUCUGCGUUGAUUCCAAGUGAAAAUCAUGAAUCACAGAUAUUUAAAAACGUUUAUGGAUUUAUUACGCAUAUGCAAGCAGUUUGGAAAGAAAUUGAUGUCCGUGGUAAUUUCCUUCAUUUUAAAGACUCUAAAACAAUAUAUCAAUGGAGCGCAAUGAAAAAAUUAGUUCACAGUUAUAAUGAAAGUACAAUAAAAUCUUACGAAGAAAAUGGAUUAAAAUUGGUAGAAGAACAUACAAGUGAAGGACAAUGGAAUGAAAACAAUGAUAUAGCUUUUGAAACUUGUCUUACACAAGAAUCAGAAAAAUUUUGUACUGAAACGAUUGCUGAUUUUAAUGAAAAAAUUUCUAAUCAAUAUGAACCACAAAUAAUUGAUGAAGGUGAAACCCAUAUAAAAGCAGCAUUUUCUGCUAAAAAACGGGAGCUUAAGGCAAUAUACGUAAAAAGACAACGACAAUCUAAAGAAACUUGGCUAAUAAAAUCAGCAGAAAUGCGAAUUGGUGAAGCAAUUGGGAAAAUUCUUAGAGAGCACAAAGAUAAAACGCCUGAUGAAUUUAAAAACUAUUUUUCCGAGUCGAAAUGUAAAGAAUUAUUUAAUGAAGAAUGGGAAAAGGCUAUAGAAAAUGGACGUGCCAUAAUCAAUAAUGAGAGCAAUUUAAAAGAAAGAUUACAGUUUGACAGAAUAUUAUGGAAUAAAGUCUCGACACCAGAAACUUUAAAGAAAUUGGAAUUUUUGGAUGAAACUGAUAAGCAAUUUAUUAAUAUUGAAUUUAGUCAAGCCUUAGAGUGGCUAAAAAUAUUGUGCAAUAAUAUUUUUAUCGUGCAAAGUAAUAAUUUUAAUAAUUUGCACGAUCAAUUCAAGGUUAAAAUAGAUGAGUUUAGCUUAAUUGAGCAAUAUUUACGUUUCAAAGUUUUUACCGCAUUGGAGAAAAAUACUGCGAAAUGGAAAGCCUCACAACAAAAUAAUCUCAAAAUUCUUAGAGAAAACUUGUCAAAAUAUUUUAAUGAUAUACUAGGCAAUUCUUCCUAUGAAAAUAUUUCCUCUCAUUUUUUUAAAUAUGUUGCCAAAUCGGUCGAGAAACAAUUGGUUAUCAAAGAACAAAAUAUAACAGAAAUAUUAGAAUCGUACUUGAAGCAGCAUUGGAUGAGCGAAGAAAGAAAUCCUACACGCUUUGCUUAUGAACAGAGCUUUGGUGUCUAUGAUAUUGAAAAAACUCGUAAAUAUAUUCGUGAUCCAAUAUUAUUUAUGAAAGAUUUAUUUGAAACAGACGUUGAUAUUAUUAAAAAUAUAAAAGUUGAAGAAAGAUUAGAAAAAAUAGAAAAAGCUAUCAAUGAUGCUUUAAAAAAACUUGGUGGAAUCAUAUUAAAUUAUCAGCAACAUUUUUCAGGCUCAUCAGAAAAAGAUCCGCCUCUUGAAAAAAUUAUUAUGGGUAAAAAUAAUACAAAGAAUAUUGUCACUAAAAUUAUCCAGCUCUUUACUUCUACUUCGUCAGAAUCUUCAAAUGUGACUAUAUGUCCUCAAAGUUUAAUUGAGGAUGCAAUAUGCGUUCUUGGAAAAUGUAUUAUUAACUCUCCUCAAGAUUUCUAUAAAAUAUUAGAAAAGGAUUAUAAUGAAUACAUACAAGAAUUUAAUACACUAUGGAGAUCUCAACGUGCAAAUCUUUGCAAAAAAACAUUAAUAGAAUGCAUAGAACGCUCUAAAGAAUCGUAUUGGAAUAAGGUUAAAGGAUGUCAAUAUAGAUGUCCAUAUUGCGGAUCAAAAUGUGAAUUAUCAGAACAUGAGCCCAACACAAAUCACAGAGCAUCAAUUCAUUUGAUGAAUUGUUUUGGUGGUGUUAGGAAACUUAAAACACGAGAAGCAAGUUUAACAAUAUGUAAUGAGCCUGAAAAUUUUAAUAUUACUUAUUUUAUGGGAGAUGAUUACGAAAAUGGACUUAUAUUUGAAAAAUUUACAAAAAAGCAUUACCCAGAGUGGUGGCCACUUUUAGGUCGAAAACAGCCUGGUGAUGACCAAAUAAAGCAAGUUAGAGCAAUGUGGAUGAAUUUAAAGGAUGAAUUAUGUAGCAAAUAUAAUAUGAUUUCAAUUUAA
Messenger RNA from Dentiscutata erythropus, 2634 nucleotides. The record is from the annotation of a GenBank genome assembly. Lineage: Eukaryota; Fungi; Glomeromycota; Glomeromycetes; Diversisporales; Gigasporaceae.